AUGUCUCAGACCCUUGGGCUGACCCUCACGACCCAACCAGAUGUCACGCCGCCGUCUCUGGGACGGUUGGCAUCUCGAAUAGCCGUGCUUCUCAUGGGUAAGCACAAGCCGAUCUGGGACCCUUCAACAGACUGCGGAGACUAUGUCGUCGUGACGAAUUGCGCGGCGCUGCACACAACCGGCCGCAAGAUGUGGCGAAAGUCAUACUACAGACACACUACGCGACCCGGAAGUCUGAAAGAGCUCACGAUGGAUGCACUCAUGGAAAAGCAUGGAGGCAGCGAGGUUUUGCGAAAGGCUGUACGGGGCAUGCUGCCCAAAAAUAGACUGCGGGACAAGCGACUUGCGCGAUUGAAGGCCUUUGAGGGCGAUGCACAUCCGUACAAGGAUAACUUGGUGCGGUUCGGUGGUGUUGUAGUUGGCAGCGAAGGUUGGCAGCAGGCAGUGGAGAAGAUUAGAGAAUCCGACAAGAAGCGGUUAUGA
Molecule: messenger RNA, 483 nt
Organism: Metarhizium acridum CQMa 102
Lineage: Eukaryota; Fungi; Ascomycota; Sordariomycetes; Hypocreales; Clavicipitaceae
Source: RefSeq, a predicted model, not a curated record